AGGUUGUUCCUGAUGUUUUUCUUGUGAAAUGUGCAGAAGAUGAUAGAAGAAUGGAGAAAGGAGACUUACAUUCAUUAGACAGCACCUUUUCUUACAUCUACAGUUGUGAUCUUGACCUUCGACUAUGGAUCAAAAUUGGGAGCCUUGAAGGAGAGGUUGGAAAGCCAGAUUUUGAGGCAAUUCUCGAUAAGCCUUUGCUGAGACUGUCAGGGCUUCAUGAAGAGGAGAAGCCAAGCUUCCACAUUACAUGCCAGAUUUCCUGCCAAGAUGGUACUCUCAACCAUUCUGUUGUGACACCUUACAAGUCCUUCUCUUCACGAUGGAGUUGGAAUGAGUGGGUGGAGCUACCAGUGCGAAUCUGUGAUAUGCCAAGAGAUGCAGAACUCAGGUUUCAAAUUUCUGACUCCUUUGGCCCUCGAGGCCUCAGUCAGAUUGGGAGUGCCCAAAUCAGUCUCUUUGGAAAGAAUGGACUCCUUAGAGAAGGCAUUUAUGAUCUUCAGGUCUUGAAACCUGGAGAUGAGAGCAUGACCUCAUCCUUGACUGAGAUGAACCGCUUGGCUAAGGUUGUUUGGUUAUGGACUAAGCUGAUCUCCUGUGGUACACAAUGGUUGGUGAAGAUGCAUCAUCGAGGUGGGAUCCCUAAAGUGGACUGGAUGGACAGACUGACAUUCCGGGAAAUAGAAAUGGUGAAUGAGAAGGAGAAACGACAUUCCAAUCACAUCUAUCUCAUGAUCCAGUUCCCAUCAUUUGAGGUAGACAGGAAGCCAUGUGGAGUGGUGUACUAUGAGCCAGAUGGAGAUGACGUUUAUCCUGUGCCUUCACAUUCCUUCCAUGUUGAUGACCCAGAACUGCUUCUUGAUAAUGUGGUGGAGAACAAGCAUCAGAAACUGGCUCGGUCUCUGAGGAGCGGAUUGUCAGAUCGAGACCUGAAACCAAAUGCUUCUAUCCGGGAUGCUUUGCAUAUCAUGUGCCUGUAUCCACCAACAAAGCCCCUGGCUGCUGAGGAGGAGGACCUCCUCUGGAAGUUUCGCUUCUAUCUCGUUUCCAACAAAAAGGCGCUAUCAAAGUUCCUGCAAUGUGUGCCUUGGACUAUGCCUGAAGCAUCCAAGCAAGCAUGUGAUCUCUUGUUGAAAUGGGCUCCUGUGAACCCAGAAGAUGCCCUGGAAUUCCUCACUCCACGGUUCCAUCAACAAGCUGUACGCCGAUAUGCUGUGGCCCGCCUCAACCAAGCUCCAGAUGAUGUCUCAUCCUCUUGUGUUUCCUUUUCUUUGAAUUCUAUGUGUAUAGCUUUGGAUAGUUUUCAGGCGAUUUUGAUUUCAUUUCAGGACCUCCAGUUGUAUCUGCUGCAGCUGGUGCAGGCACUCAAGUAUGAGAAUUAUGAUGUCAUAAAGUCCUGCCUGGUAUCAUCAUCAUCUCCUGUGUCUACAUUGGGCCACGUUGGAGAGGGUUCUGAGAAGGAAGAGAGUGGAGAUGAAGGUGGGGAGAAAAAGGAUGAGGAGAAAGAGAGAUAUGAAGGGAUUGAUGAGGACCAAGACCUUGAUCUAGCCUCCUUUCUCAUUCGUCGUGCUUCCAACAACACUGCUCUUGCAAACUAUUUAUACUGGUACUUGAUGGUGGAAUGUGAGGAAGGAGGGGGAGAAGGAGGAAAGGUGGAAGAAGCCAGUCCUCAGUCCAUGUACAUCACAGUCAUGAAGAGAUUCUCUCAGUCUCUCAUUCAAGGGAUAUUCCUGUUGAUGAAGGCUGUGAGGCUGUUAUUACAGGAACAUCGCUGGAGGCGCACAAUGCUCUCCCGUCAGCAGAAAUUUGUGGACCGCCUGGUGGUGAUCCUGAGAAACUUGGCCAAAGAGGGUGGGAAUAGGAAGAAGAAGAUUGAACGCCUUCAAGGGAUCCUGGGGGACUCAGAGUCACACCGUUGCAUCCUGUCUUCAUCAGACCCUCUUCCAUUUCCUCUUGAACCUAAUGAACUUGUUCUUUACUAUUCCUCAUUGAUGCCAGCCAAGCUUGCCUUCUCCAUGGUGGAUGGUGGAGAAUUUGUCGCCAUCAUGAAGCAAGGAGAUGACCUGCGACAGGAUCAACUCAUCCUUCAGAUGAUCAGCCUCAUGGACAAACUCCUUCGUCGAGACAAUCUAGAUCUCAAGCUUACUCCAUAUCGUGUUCUUGCCACCAGCACAAAGCAUGGAUUUGUGCAGUUUAUUGAAAGUGUGCCAAUCGCAGAAGCUCUCACGUUGGAUGGAAGCAUUCAGGGUUAUCUUCGACGCCAUAAUCCUUCAGAUUCUGGUCCCUAUGGAAUUUCUGCAGAUGUACUUGAUAACUAUGUCCGCAGCUGUGCGGGCUACUGUGUCAUCACAUAUCUCCUUGGUGUGGGAGAUAGGCACCUGGACAAUCUCCUCUUGACAAGGAAUGGGAAGAUGUUCCACAUCGAUUUUGGCUACAUCCUUGGCCGGGAUCCAAAGCCAAUGCCACCACCUAUGAAGCUGAGUCGGGAGAUGGUGGAGGCCAUGGGAGGCCUCUCCUCAGAACAUUAUCAACAGUUCCGCAAACAGGCCUACAUUGCCUUCCUCUCACUCAGGAGGCAUGCAAACCUGAUUCUGAAUCUCUUCAGCCUCAUGGUGGAUGCUAGUGUACCAGAUAUCACCCUUGAACCAGAUAAGACCCUUCGGAAAGUCCAGGAAAAGUUUCGGUUGGACCUGACUGAAGAGGAAGCGAUCCAGUAUUUACAAGGUGUGAUUGAUGUCUCUGUCUCAUCUGUGAUGCCUGUCCUUGUGGAACAAAUCCACAAAUUUGCUCAAUAUUGGAGAAAGUGAACGUUGCGAUUCAUAGGAUAAUAUUAAUCAUUUUAGGAAUAAAUUUAAUUUGUUACAC
Molecule: messenger RNA, 2862 nt
Organism: Darwinula stevensoni
Lineage: Eukaryota; Metazoa; Arthropoda; Ostracoda; Podocopida; Darwinulidae
Source: the annotation of a GenBank genome assembly